AUAUGACAUAUAAAUGUCAUAUUGCGCUCGCAGCACUCGACCGCACUGUUGACGCUCGCGACGCCAUUGCGCGAGAUUGCGCGCGUCGCCAUCACGGGGCGCGACGGAGAUCGCAUGAUUUAUGGCGCACCGCUUUUGUAAUUCGCGUGUCGAAGCUGAUCGACGUGACUCAGACGUCCGCGCGUCUAGACUGUGCCGUUGACGGAUCGCGCUGUGUCUUGUUGCACUUAAUAGCCUUCACGGAGUCUCCUCGAAGAGGACGAGAAGAGAACGGUUACUGAAGCGACCGACCGUUUCCCGAGUUUCUCGUUAAGAGUGCUGCUUUGUUUUCACGACAGACGAACGAAAGGAACAGCACGUCGAGAGUGGCGUCGAGAACUCUUGAGUUUCUUCCUCGACGUCUUGGAGAGAUUUUAAUUAAAUUAUAGUUUCCUCUGUUUUUACAAGCACGGAAUCGUGAAUAAAGGAACAAUGUCUGAUGAACAAUUCUCCUUGGUGUGGAACAGUUUCCCGAGUAACCUUUCUUCAGGCUUAUAUACUUUACUAACGGAUGAACACUUAGUGGAUGUUACAUUGGCCGCCGAGGGCCAAAUCUUGCGAGCCCACAAGUUAAUAUUGUCAGUAUGCAGCACGUAUUUCCGAGAACUUUUCAAGGGAAACUCCUGCAAACAUCCUAUUGUUAUACUGAAAGAUGUCAAUUAUCGAGAUUUGUCUGCGAUGCUGCAUUUUAUGUAUCAAGGCGAAGUCAAUAUUAAGCAGGAGGAUAUUGCCAGUUUUCUAAAAGUUGCAGAAGCUCUACAGAUAAAAGGACUGACUACGGAAUCAGAUAAGAAAUUCAAGGAAACUCUUAGAAGAAAUGACGAGGACUUUGAAGAUCGUGGUUUCUAUGAAGUAGAUAAAGACAAAUGCGAUCCUGUCGGUACGGACGAAAGCGUUUCCACUUUCGGCAGGUUAACGCACAUCGUGAAAGAGCAAUCGACAACGAGGCAGAGCACUUCGACGGAAAGUACUUCAACAGAAAGGCCACUUAUGGUACAAACAUCAAAUGCAACUGACGCUUGUCAUUGGCAAGGUUAUACAGAAGGUGAUUAUGGCCCGGAAAUACAGACGACGUUCAGCGGCGAGAGAUGCGGAAGUGCGGAUGGGUCAAGCGGUGUGGAAGAGCAGCCGUUGGAUUGCACGUCUGACAUGAGUCAGUUGCAACCGGUCAAGCAUGAACCGUUGGAUUAUACAAUGGACACGGACGCGGAUUCGGGAUACAGAUACACAGCGGAAAAGGUCUAUGCCAGCAACGAGAACGCGCCGAAACAAGAUUUCGUGCCAGACACGCAGUUAAUUUCCUACAAUCAGAAAUCACAAACUCAGCCGUUCGGUUUGAACGAUGCAGCGACUUAUCAAAGUGAUUUCAGCUACGAAACGACGAAUUCCAGUAAUAAGGGUCGACGUACCGUCAAAGGUAUUCCCAGUAGUAGUCUGCCGUUGGAGACGACGCUACGUGUGGUCUCACAACUGGGCCCAACGUUGCGCAUGGAGCAAGGCAAGAUAAUACGUAUGUAUGCGUGUCCUUGGUGCCUGCGGCAGUUCACGCGCAAGGAGAACCUCAAACUUCACGUUCGUUAUAUUCAUGGUCCACUUGAAAGUCUCACGUGUAAACUUUGUGGUAAUAAAUAUAAGAACAGUAAUAGUCUGCGUGUACACUCCUACCUCUAUCAUAACGCCAAACGGGAGAAGAGUGGCAAAUCGCUGGCAGCGAGUGGCGAUGAUGGCGAUGGUGACGGCGGCGGUGGCGGUGUGUGAAAAGAUCGAUUCUCUUGAAGAAAUUAUCUCUUCUUUGACUAAGCGAGCCCUGUAAAAGAGGGCUACUAGAAUUGAGGAGUGUUAACGGGGAAAGGAAUGAAGAACGACGAGUCGCGACUGAAAUUUGUUAUAUUUAUACAUGCGCAUUAUAUUUAUAUCAGUGCUAUCCAAGGUUUUACUUAGAUAUGACGGAUGGUCUGUAUUGAUCAUUCAUUUAAACUUAUUGCCUUUUAUACUUCUUACUUCGUAACUGUUUUCGUAAUAUCGAUGAUCUAUCUCAGAAAACGAAAUCAGUUUGAAAUUGUUACAUAUAUGUUUUGACGUAUAUAUAUAUAUGUGUAUAUUUAGACACAUCAAGUUCACUUUCAUAUGUAUUCAUGAAUUUUUAAUCAUUAUUAUAAAAUAUAUAAGAAUGAUAAUAUAUUUUAUAAUAAUUAUAAUACAUUUUUAAACAGCAUUGAUAUACGUCAAAAAUUUCUAACAAUUUUAAACUAACCUCAUAUCCGAGAUAUUAUCAUCACACGAAAAGAUAGCUACGAAGUAAGAAAUGAGAAUAAAAACAUAAAUAUCGACAUGUCAAUAUCUAAGCAAAACUACAAAUCCUGGAGAGCAUUAAUUUAUACGAUGCUAUGACUCGCACAAGCGUAUAUAAAUAUGUAAUAAGAAUCUAUUUAUAGACACGUAAUAAGUACCUAUUUCCAUACAAUGCUACAAGAAUUAUGCGAGAAAUUUAUAGAAAUAAAGCGCCUUAUUGUACACAC
Messenger RNA from Pogonomyrmex barbatus (red harvester ant), 2558 nucleotides. RefSeq lists its product as uncharacterized. Gene Ontology annotation, cellular component: nucleus. The record is from RefSeq and is a predicted model, not a curated record. Lineage: Eukaryota; Metazoa; Arthropoda; Insecta; Hymenoptera; Formicidae. Gene Ontology annotation, molecular function: protein binding. Gene Ontology annotation, biological process: regulation of transcription by RNA polymerase II.